This is a messenger RNA of Colossoma macropomum (tambaqui), 1498 nucleotides long. RefSeq names its product adenosine receptor A1-like. Lineage: Eukaryota; Metazoa; Chordata; Actinopteri; Characiformes; Serrasalmidae. The coding region runs from base 1 to 1008 and encodes 335 amino acids. Gene Ontology annotation, molecular function: G protein-coupled adenosine receptor activity. The transcript has a single exon. Gene Ontology annotation, biological process: vasodilation; adenylate cyclase-activating G protein-coupled receptor signaling pathway; G protein-coupled adenosine receptor signaling pathway. Gene Ontology annotation, cellular component: membrane. The record is from RefSeq and is a predicted model, not a curated record.
AUGACGAGAGACAUUAACAGCACCUGGAUGGCUUAUCCAAAUGCCUCAACUCAACCAGUCAGCCCCAAGUUCUUUCAAUGGCCAUAUAUUGCUGCUGAAAUAAUGAUUUCCAUCAUUUCCACUUCUGGUAACCUACUGGUUUGCCUUGCAGUAGGACGCAACAAGAAGCUCCAAAAUGUCACCAACUACUUCCUGGUCUCUCUGUCAGUAGCUGAUUUCUUCGUAGGCACUUUGGCCAUCCCCUGCGCUAUAAUGACAGAUCUAGGUUUACCCCACCACAACCUAUAUCUUUGCAUUGCCAUUCUGUAUAUGCUCCUCAUGCUAACCCAAAGCUCCAUCUUCAGCCUGCUAGCAGUGGCCAUCGAACAGUAUGUGGCUAUUCUACUGCCUUUCCACUACCAAAGGCUUUUGAAGCCAAGGAAUGCUAGGCUAGUUAUACUGCUAACCUGGUUCCUAGCUUUCCUUUUGGGCUCAGUGCCAUUGAUGGGCUGGCAUGGCAGGUCUGAUCAGAUGAACUACUGCUUCUUUUCCUGUGUGGUGGACAUGACCUACAUGGUGUACUUUAACUUCUUUGGCUGUGUUCUGGUGCCUCUGGUAACCAUGUUUAUCAUUUACGCACACAUCUUUGUAACCGUCAGGCGCCAUGUGAGGCGGAUUGCAGCCACGCAGACUGCAUUAGAGCUGCAGGCCAGGCAAAACACAGGUAUGCGGCGUGAGGCAAGGAAGGCAACCUCGAUUUUUGUGCUUGUUUUUGUCUUUGCGCUCUGCUGGAUUCCCUUAUACACAGUGAACUGCAUACAUUUGUUCUGUCCACACUGUAAAAUACCACUGCCACUCUCCUUGACCACCAUCAUCCUUUCACAUGCACAUUCAGCCAUUAACCCUCUGCUCUAUGCCUUCAAACUGAAAUCCUUUCGUGUUGCCUUCAAAGCCAUCUUUCUCUGCUGUCGAAUGACUUCUCCACUGCCUGAUAGCACAGACAGUAAUGGGACCUCAAGACACAUAUAAAUGCACUACUUUAAGAAAUGGCACCAUCUCGAGUGCAUUCACUCCAACCGAUGUGUAACAGCCUGUGUAAUCGUUAUUGCUUUUCCUGCUGGCCCCCUGAGUGAGAUUUACUUUUAGAUGCAGUGUUAUAUGUAAAUAACAAACAAUGCCACAGACACCCCAGCCCUGGGUAAAAGUACACAGUACAGUUAAGUUAGACUAAAAACUGGCCUGUCUGAUUGUGACUUAAAUGUUUUUAAUGUUGAAUGAGAUCAGCUGACAUUUUGUGUCUAAGCCAAUGUAUUUGUUUCUAGCUAAAAAUGGCACAGACCCUGCAAGAUCUGAGCAUCUAUCUUGUAAUCCUAGUUGCUUUUCUAUGCUCUCUUGAGAACUUUUUCCUUGCCAAUGUCACCCUUGACUUGUUUAUUUCCAGGCUUGUUACAGCAGGAAAAAUGAGCCAAACUGUGUCUUUACUCCAGCUCUCCAGUAAUGGAGUUGGGUACCAUAUGGU